CCUCUCGUGUAUUUUCGGGGAACGGCGAGUCCCGGCUCAAACGAGCCUGACGUCUCGCGCUGCAUACGUAGCUACGCGGUGCUGGUGGUACGCGCUGGAGCUGGGUGUGAAGAUGGCGGACGAAGAGGCCGAGCAGGCCGAACGGGACCGCGCUCUUGUGAACGGUACCAGCGAAACGAUUGGGGAACUCAGACAACGGCUGCAACAACUGCAAGAAGUCGUAGUGAGACAAAGCGACGACCCUCCGGCCCAGUCCAGUUCUGAGUACUGCCAAGAGUUCUGCAGGACACUGCUUGAGUACGCAGACCGUUGGAGUAUAGAGGACCAGCCUUUGCCGUUGGUGGAAGUGUACAUAGUUGCCCUGCUGAGUUAUGCCCAGGCCUCUCCAUACCUCUCCCUGCAGUGUGAAAAUGUCCCUCUUGUGAUUGAGAGGCUCUCACUGAGCUUUGUGGAGCUUUUACUCUCACUGAAGAAGGCUGUUCCAGAUGGUUUAUGGAAAGAAUUCAAGUCAUCUGUGCAGUUUGCUUACAGUAAGCUGCAGGAGAAUGGAAUCACUCAGCUGUCCCUGCUGUCUGCUCUGGGCCAGCAUGAUGGGGUUUGGACCAACAGGGUCCUGCAAGGCCUUCUGUCCAAUGAGGACCUUCAGAGUGAACAUGUUGAGGAGUUCCUGGAGCAGGAGGGGCUUGUCCUGUUGGAGAUGAGAGUGAAGCAGCUGAUAAAGGAGAAUCAACUAGGGAAGGCUGCACUGCUGGCAAAGACUUGCUCCCAGUGUCCUGCCUUCCAAGGGAAGGGACCUUUCAAGCAGAUGUACCUCGUCUGCCUCUGUGCUACCUCAGAACAGAAUCAGCUGAUGGAUGAGCUUUCAAAGGUGGACUGCCGUGAUGCACUAGAGAUGAUCUGCAACUUGGAGUCUGACGGAGACGAGAGGGCAGCUUUCAGCUUAUGCUCGGCCUUUCUGACCCGACAGCUCCUCCAAGGAGACACAUACUGUGCUUGGGAACUCACUUUGUUUUGGAGCAAGCUGCUGAAGCGAUUGGAACCAUCAGAGCAGGCCUUUCUCGACAGAUGCCGCCAGAUGUCUUUACUUUCCAAAACCAUGUACCACAUCCUGUUCCUCAUCAAGGUCAUCCAAUCAGAGAUUGACAGCGUUGGACUGCCAGUGUGCAUUGAAAUGUGCAUAAGGGCUUUGCGGAUGGAAUCAGAGGAUGGAAGCACCAAAGCCACUGUGUGUAAAACUAUUUCUUGUUUGCUUCCCACUGACUUGGAAGUCAAGCGAGCCUGCCAGCUGACAGAGUUCCUUUUGGAGCCCACAGUGGAUUCAUACUAUGCUGUAGAGACUAUUUACAAUGAACCAGAUCAAAAACUAGAGGAGGAGAAUAUGCCUGUUCCCAACUCACUACGCUGCGAGCUUCUGCUGGUUUUUAAAACCCAGUGGCCUUUUGACCCGGAGUUCUGGGACUGGAAAACACUCAAGCGCCAUUGUCUAGCAUUAAUGGGUGAAGAAGCUUCAAUUGUGUCAUCCAUUGACUUGCUGAAUGAUACAGAGGACCCUGAAGAAGAGGAAGACUUUCUCAGUCAGGAGGAGUAUAAGAGUAUCCCAGACCACUUAAUCAGCGGCACCUAUGAACUGAAAGAUAUAACAGACAAGAGACAAAAAAACAGAGAAAUGAAGAAACUGAGAGAAAAGGGUUUCAUAUCAGCCAGGUUCCGAAACUGGCAGGCAUAUAUGCAGUACUGUGUGCUAUGUGACAAAGAGUUUCUUGGCCACAGGAUUGUACGCCAUGCACAGACUCAUCUGAGUGGUGGAGUGUACAGCUGCCCAAUAUGUGCUCAAACCUUUACCUCAAAAGACACAUUGAUUCCCCACGUAACAUCACAUGUUAAGCAGUCUUGCAAGGAAAGGCUGACUGCAAUGAAAACAAACAAGAAAUUGGCUAAUCCUAAAACGGCUGCCCCUGUUAUGGCUGCAUUAAAGGCAAAGACAGAGAAUGAACUUCAUGAAAAUGCUGAUUCCCUGGGGCAAAAUGGUGCGUUGGUCAACAACGUGCAGGCCAGAGUGGCUAAUUCUAACGUGAACUGUAGUGAGGAAAACGUGUGCCCUGUCGGAAAAUGCAGAAGGAGCUUCAAAUAUUUCAAAAAUCUUGUUGCACAUGUUAAAGCCCAUGGGGACAACGAGGAAGCGAAAACUUUCCUUGAAAUGCAGAGCAAAAAGGUUGUCUGCCAGUAUUGCCGCCGCCACUUUGUUAACGUCACACACCUUAAUGAUCAUUUACAGGUCCACUGUGGCGUGAAGCCUUACAUCUGUAUCCAGCUGAACUGCAAGGCAAGUUUCCUGUCCAACACUGAGCUUCUAGUACACAGGAAAACACAUUCUGUAUUUAAGGCUAGAUGCAUGUUUCCAAACUGUGGAAAGAUUUUCAAUGAGGCCUUCAAACUCUAUGACCACGAGGCACAACAUUAUAAAACUUUCACUUGUAAAGUUGUGGACUGUGGAAAGGUAUUCCAUACACAACAGCAGCUGGAUUUGCACCAAGAGAAGCACGACACCCAGGAAGAGGAAAGCCAAUCUUCUGAACAGAUCUCACAAAAUAUGCAGCCUGGCCCCUCACUCAUUGAACAGAUGCUUUCCAAUCACACUCCAAUUAAACAGGAGAAUUCCCUAGAAAACUGGAAUACUGAAUGUGCUGUUAAUCCAGAUCAUGGAAGGAUGCCAGUGUCCACUGAGAGACCUGUAGAAACCUUAGAACGAUACGAAGUCAAACAUGAACAACAGAAUAUGCCUUUCUCAUCCAGUCAUCCACAGAGUUUAAAUAAUUCUGUGAUUCAGCCUGUGAAUUCUCACUUGUCUGAUACUAAUAGACACAGAGAUGGUUCAGGUGGUCAUUCUUUAGAUUAUACGAGCCCACCCCAACAGAAUCAACCAAUACCUCCAUUUGAAGCUAGCUUAGGUAAUGUGACGCAUAACUAUAAUACAGAUGUCCCACAAGGUCGGCCACAAAUGUUCCACAGUAAUGCAACUACUGGAUCAGUGAGCUACAACUCUGGCUGCAAUUUAACAUUGCCAGGGCAACAAGGGCCAAUGUGUAAUAGCAAUCUGUCAACGGUAUCACCUCUCCAGAACUCUAUAGAGCCAGCAAUGUCACAACCACUUCCUCCAACAGUAACCCCACAGCCACUAACUGGGAACAGACCAGAGAACUCUGUGACAUCCUCAACUAGCACAGGUCCCCACCCAGGACAGAGAGAGCGAUUUCACUGUGCAUCUGAAACAUGUACAAGACACUACAGCUCCCAUAGAAGCGUUACCAAGCACAUGAAAACGGUUCACCCAGACUUCUACGAACAAUGGAAAGUUGCUCGAACUAAACUCAAGAUAACCUACGCUCCAGCACCGAGCAUGUCAUCUGUCGGACAUCUCAGUUCAGUUGUCUCAUUUCAGAACCAGCAGGGCAACAGUAUACCAGUUCAUGGAGUGCAGAGGCAGAAUGUUAUCCAAUCACCCCCUUAUGCUAACAUGGGUACAAGCACAAAAUAUAAUGCCCUACAUCCCCAUUCCUCAUCUGCCAACAACCACAGUGCUUCACAUGUGAUGGAAAAUGUUUUAAAUCCCAUUGUUCUUUCUCAGUUAGGAAGUGAUACACAUCCAGGUAGUCAAAAUUGGCCUUCAGUCCCUGGAAGUGAACAAAUUCCAAACUGUGGCUCUUCUCAAGUCUAUCCAUCUAACAUGCAAGCGAUCCCACAAGUUGAUUCUUCCAGUACUGCUCUGCCGCUUAGUGUCCCAUCUUGUUCUAUGAUGGGAUCAGCCAUGACCAGACCAGCAGCAUCUUUACAGUCACCACUAAUGGAAAAUGGGUCCCAAGCAGUUUUGCCUUCAUAUAUGGAUGGAGCUAAGGAAAUGUCACAACAAGCAACAAACAACUUGCUUUUGCCAUAUACAUCCCAGAUGCAAAGUGGUUUAGUCUGUGGUUCCGUGCCUCCAGAAAAAACAGAAUCAGUGCAAACACAUGUGCAGUCCAUUUUUUCUUCUCCAGACAUUGCCAGCCAAAAUAACUCUGGUAACAACCAACCUCAAAAUGCCCCUGUCAUCUCUGAAAACGUUUCUGAAAAUCAAAAGCCCGCCAAAAGAAACCGAAGGACCAAAUGGCCAGCUAUCCUUAGGGAUGGCAAAUUUAUUUGUUGCAGGUGUUUUAGAGAAUUUAAUAGUCCCAAAUCCCUCGGAGGUCAUUUGUCCAAGCGUGCAAGUUGUAAACCAUACGAUGAGUCUGAACUGAACACAGACCUGCCAGCGUCAUUUCUUGACCUCCUUAAUUCAGAGCAAACUGUCAGCACUGCCCAGCCCCAGUUGUCUUAUAAUCCUGCUGCUGUUUAUCAGAAGUCCCAUCAGUCAGUAACGAAUGGUUCAACAGCUCCAAAAGAUUACCCCACUGCUAGUUAUCCACAAGAUAAUUUGCCAGUAUAUGGGAAUGGUGAGACAAAUGAUGAUAUUCUUAAACAAAUCAUGACCGAAUCCAACAUGUCCGAUCUUUUUGUGCACACACAUGCUGCCCACCCAUUGUUCCGAAACCAGUGUGUUCCCUAUGGAGCUGGUGAACGUUUGCCAGGGAGCUCAGUCAUACAACAUACAGAAAAUGUCCAGCUGAAGCGAGAGGACAACUCGUAUAGUGAAGCUCAUUACCCCCAGCCAAGUGUUGAUACCUUUGCUGCAAGCGAAUUUCCAGACCCUCUUCUUUCUCAAAUGCUCACAGGAAACUCGUCCACUGCCGUUCCUGCAGGUGUCCCCACAAACCCCACUGAAGGCUAUCACUCUGAGAUCGCCAUUCAGACACCAGAUACAGAUUCAAACCCAGUGAUGCAGACACUGUUACCUGAUAGUCAGUUUAGUCCAGUAACAAGUAGCAAGCAGGCUGAGACACAAAGAAGGACAACUGACCAAGAUAUUAAAAAGAGACUGCGGGAGCAGAUUUUGGCUGGAGACUUUCAGCGUAGACACAGCUCAUGUCAUUCAAGCACUGACCCUAAUGCAAAUUCAAAGAAUCCCAUGUCUUUUGGUCCAUUGUGUAGUCCUUCCAAUAAUACUUGUGAUGCAAAGAGUGAAGGACAAGUCAUUCAAGAAAACUCUGCGAUCCCAGGACCCUCAGACGAAAUUGAGCAUCUACUGAACACACAGAGCUUUACUUCUUUCAGAGAGACCUCUACCCCGCAGAAGGAGGUUCUAAGCCCCAGAGGCAUCACAGCAAAUGAUGCAGAUCUCGAGCCCACUCAAUUAUCUGCCAGCCAGCAACAGUGGAUGACAGAAAUUCAAAGUGCAUUUGAGAGGCUCGACUUGGUCAGAGAAAUACCUGAUCAGUUGUCAGCUUCCAUGGUACAAAAUAGCAAUACUGCAAACAGCCAAGCAGGAGCUGCAAAGGUCUAUUUACCAAGCUCAACGACAUCAACAUCACCAAACUUUGUCAAGCCGUUUGCUUGUGAGAAUGAAAACUGCACAUUCAGUUCCAUGUCAGGUGAAGCUCUUUGGAAGCACCUGUCUAAAACACACAACUACACACUUGACAUGGUGAAUGUGGUUAAAAAAAGAUAUGGCCAAUAUGCUCCAUUCAAAUGUCAGAAAUGUAGUAAAGCAUUCACUCGUAACUCAAACCUUCGCACCCACUACCAGACAGCUCACCAAUUAUCAGCUAAGGAAAUUGCAGAUCUAGACAUGAAGCGCAGACAGGAAAAAACUGCUGCACUUGCUGCUAUUCAAAAACAGGCCCAAACCACAGCGGCUACUCAUUCUUCAGUGGAGAACAGAGCACAUCUGUAUUCACCCCAAGAUCCAGUAAAACGUGAAUGCCCAUCACAGGCAUUUGUACCACGUGCUAACGUGGACAUAAAUAAUACGAAAUUUCAAGAUGACAGUCGCUUGACAGUCAUUCAUCCUUUGCAACCAACUCCAGUGCACAACCAAGCAAUGACUCCACCAGUACAGGCCCAGACCUCCACCUUAGCGUUCCAGUCAGUACAAGCAGGCAUGGCAUCAGAACAGUGGUCACAUGGACACCAAAGAAACUUCCCCAAGGUGCCCACUCAACAUGCAAGUGGUCAACUAGUCGGAGCCCCUUUGCCCAAAAUGUCAGCCCCUCUUGCCCACACUCUGUCUGCCAUGCCUCAGAUGAAUGGACCCCUGUAUCCCAACAAACCAUCUGCAAUCAACAGUCAGUCCAAUAUAGAGAUUUCUAAGAAGACAAAAGAGAAGAAGCCCAACUCAGGUGACGCCAUGAGUCCAUAUAGACCAUAUCGCUGCGUUCAUCAAGGCUGUGUGGCAGCCUUCACUAUCCAGCACAAUCUGAUCCUCCACUACAGGGCAGUUCAUCAGUCUGCUUUGUCAGCAUUAGAGGUGAACAAAGAGCAGGACCAGAGUGAGGGACUGGAUGAAGUAAUGGACCACGAUGAGGAGGAUCCAGAGGCAGACAUCCCCAAAAUUUAUGAAUUCAGAUGUCAAGUCAAAGACUGCUCCAGGGUUUUCCAAGAAGUUCCCAACCUUUUGCAGCAUUAUCUUCAGCUGCAUGAGUUCAGUCUUGAUAAGGUUGGGAAUAUCUUGUCCAGCAUCAAACUUGGCAAGUUUACCUGUGGCCACCAAGGAUGCACAGCAUCUUUUACUGGUUUCUCGAAGUAUGUAGGACACGUCAAAGAACAGCAUAAAGAUAUGAAGCUAGCCAAACCUGAACAAUUAAAUGGCUCGUUCAAGUGUGAAAUUGAAGGCUGUGACCGUUCAUAUGCCACAAAGUCAAACCUGCUCAGACAUGUCAUGAAAAAGCAUCAAGACCUGUACCAGCCCAAACUAAAGAAUCAACGGAUAAAAGAAGAUGGGAUGAAACAGAGCUCUAAGACUUUGCUUUACCAAAUUACCAAGACAAGUAAUGGGAAGGAAAACAUUGAGAGCAAUAAAAAGAUUCUACAGCGGGGAAAUGAGGCAAAGAGAGUUGGCAAAGUAAAAAAUAAUCACUGGACUAAAUAUGGAAAACCCUCCUUGAAAUCAAAAGUGGAGGCAUCCGCCAUGUGCACAAAGAAAUUUCCUCUACAGUACCCCUGUAUGAUUAAAGGUUGUGAGUCAGUCAUGAAAUCAGAGCGGAGCAUUUUAAAACAUUACAUUGGACACGGACUGUCAGAAAAGUACCUGGAACAGCAGAGGAGUCAUUUCAUAUUCUGCAAAAAGUUCCCCAGACAGAAAUGCCGCUCCAUCAGGAGUGAUGAUUCCAAGUCGGACAACACCUCUGACCUGUCAGACAACGAGUUGACAGCAGAACCCAGUCUGGAAGGAGGGGAAUAUGAAUAUUCAAAGCCUGUCCUACGCAAAAGGGCAGCAGCAGGCAGCAUCCCUGCUGCAUUGUUUGACAGCAAAUUGUCAAAUGAUGAAAGUUCAGAUGGCUCUGUGGUGCUGAAGCGAAAACGAGGACGUCCACGAAAACUGAUCGGGAAAAUUGUGAAACGUAAGAAAAUUCCACGUACGACCAAGGUCGCCGUGGUGUACAGCAGGGACGAUGAAUCAGACUCCUCUUGCCCUGCAGUAAUACAGGAGGAGACUCUGGCUGAGCAGAGCGCUCCACUGGCUGCUUUUAAACCAAUGGGAUUCGAAAUGUCUUUCUUAAAGUUUCUGGAACAGUCAAAUAAAUGUGAGCAUCCCUUGACACGGAAAGUUGAGGUACCGGAAACGUGGAAAAAACCAUCCAAUCCGAACACCAAAGACACGUGUGUCAGGUUCAACAACCGUCAGAAUUUGAAAUCACUUAGUAAGGUGAAAGUAAUUAUAGACAAGGCCUUCUCCGAUGUCGCAGACAUGAUGUUGAAACAGCUGCAGGAAAUGUGGCCCACCAUACUUUUGGAAAAAAGUGACUGACUUGUCUUUUUAUUUUUGAGAAGCAGAAUCUCAGGACUAGAAUGAGUAAAAUCUGCUGCAGACUGGUGCCCUACUUGUUUUUUACACAUCCUGUUAUUUAAAUAAAAAAAAGGAAAAAAAAGUUGUUAUGAAAUAUACUGUAAUACCGUCUGUACGAUUUUUGUCUUUUUUUUAAUAGAAUAGUGUAUAGCAUGUUUUUAUUUAUGGACUGUAAAGUCAAAAACAGUCUGAACAUUUGGCUGGAAACUGAAAUGUGGGACUCAGACAGAUGAACUAUGAAAUGGAUUGUCUUGUGUGUAGUUCGUGAUUUGAAGAUGUUGAUUAUCGUGUGGUGUAUAUAGUUUGAAAUCACUCACUGCCACCAGCAGUCUUACUAUUAAAAUGAACAGCUUUUUUACAACCAGUUUGACUUGUUUGGUUUGUUUUUUUAUGGUGUCGAGUUUGUAGCGGAUGCAUGCAAACUGAAUGGAAAAUGAUUUUGUUGAAGUUGUUCAAUUAAAAACAAAUGGGCU
Larimichthys crocea (large yellow croaker) is the source of this 8388-nucleotide messenger RNA. It is a transcript of the gene znf292b, whose product is annotated as zinc finger protein 292b. NCBI's taxonomy places the organism in Eukaryota, Metazoa, Chordata, Actinopteri, Sciaenidae. Bases 113 to 7876 code for a protein of 2587 amino acids. The transcript is spliced from 8 exons. Gene Ontology annotation, molecular function: DNA-binding transcription factor activity, RNA polymerase II-specific; DNA binding. Gene Ontology annotation, biological process: regulation of transcription by RNA polymerase II. Gene Ontology annotation, cellular component: nucleus. The record is from RefSeq and is a predicted model, not a curated record.